Molecule: messenger RNA, 3940 nt
Organism: Empidonax traillii (willow flycatcher)
Lineage: Eukaryota; Metazoa; Chordata; Aves; Passeriformes; Tyrannidae
Gene: SEMA3E
Product: semaphorin 3E
Exons: 17
Coding region: 402-2729 (775 amino acids)
Biological process (GO): negative chemotaxis; axon guidance; negative regulation of axon extension involved in axon guidance
Molecular function (GO): semaphorin receptor binding; chemorepellent activity
Source: RefSeq, a predicted model, not a curated record
UUUUUUUUUCCUCCCUCCUUCUGUGAAUGAAUUGCCUUGCAGGAGGGACUGAAAAUACAGCUUCUUCCUGAAUCCAGUGGCAGAGUUACUAGAGACAGCUCAAGACACAACACUGCAGAGUAACGCCUUGGAAUGUCCUCGCACUUUAUAAACAAUUGUCCUAGGGAGGGAAUAUUUUUACAUGACAUUUGCACAGCUUGACAAAUGGCUAGCUGAGGCUGUGUGCUGCUCUGAUGAACGCUGAAUAUCACACAGAGAUACCCCACAAACUGACCAAAGAGAGACAUCUAACUGCACUGGGAAAGUAGAAGUGGAAGUUGGAGCCUUAAAAACACCUCACCAAAACAACAAACAAACAUCAGCAUUUAAGUGAAGAGAGGAAGAAAUUUAUCUUGGGCAGGAUGGCAUCUGCCCAGGACCUUUUAAUCCUGACACUGUAUGGCUUGUUACUAGAGUUACCGGCUGGAUGUCACGCAGCGGAUACGAGGCAGCCAAGGUUACGUCUGUCACAUAAAGAGCUCUGGGAUUUAAACAGGACGUCAGUCUUUCGUAGCCCGUUUGGAUAUCUCGGUCUUCACAUAAUGCUGCUGGAUGAGUAUCAAGAGCGACUGUUUGUGGGAGGAAGAGACCUCUUGUAUUCCCUCAGUUUGGAUCGAAUCAGCAACAACUACCGAGAGAUCCAUUGGCCUAGUACACCUCAGCAGGCAGAAGAAUGCAUAAUUAAAGGAAGAGAUGCUGAUGAAUGUGCAAAUUACAUCCGUGUCCUUCACCGAUAUAACAGAACGCAUCUUCUGGCUUGUGGAACGGGAGCUUUUGAUCCCCUCUGUACUUUUAUAAGAGCUGGACAUCCAUCAGAGGAUCAUCUUUUUCAACUGGAAUCGCACAAAUUUGAGAGAGGACGAGGCAGGUGCCCUUUUGACCCCAGUUCUUCCUUCACCUCCAUCUUAAUUGGUGGUGAACUUUUUACUGGUCUCUACAGUGACUACUGGGGAAGAGAUGCUGCCCUGUUUCGCUCCACGAAUCGCAUGGCCCAUCUCCGAACAGAACCUGACAAUGAGCGCCUAUUGAAAGAACCAAAAUUUGUUGGCUCAUAUAUGAUUCCUGACAAUGAAGAUCACGACGAUAACAAAGUAUAUUUCUUCUUUACUGAAAAAGCUUUAGAGGCUGAGACGAGCACUCAUGCCAUAUAUACCAGAGUGGGACGAGUAUGUGCGAAUGAUAUGGGAGGCCAGAGAAUGCUCGUCAAUAAAUGGACCACUUUCCUCAAAACCAGGCUAGUUUGUUCUGUGCCUGGGAGAAACGGAAUUGAUACGCAUUUUGAUGAAUUAGAGGAUGUGUUUUUGCUGCAAACUCGUGAUAACAAAAAUCCAGUGAUAUUUGGCCUCUUCAACACUACAAGCAAUAUAUUCAGAGGCUAUGCUAUAUGUGUUUACCACAUGGCAAGUGUCCGAGCGGCUUUCAAUGGACCGUACGCUCAUAAAGAAGGACCUGAAUACCACUGGGCUCUCUACGAAAGAAAAGUACCUUAUCCUAGACCUGGUUCAUGUGCCAGCAAGGUGAAUGGAGGUCUGUACACUACCACUAAAGACUAUCCUGAUGAAGCUGUCCAUUUUGCCAGGACUCAUCCACUAAUGUAUCAGCCCAUCAGGCCUGUUCAUAAGAGACCAAUACUGGUUAAAACAGAUGGAAAGUAUAAUCUUAAACAACUAGCAGUGGACAGAGUGGAAGCUGAAGAUGGGCAAUAUGAUGUCCUGUUCAUUGGCACAGAUAAUGGCAUUGUGCUGAAAGUCAUAACAAUUUACAAUCAAGAGACAGAAUCAAUGGAAGAAGUGAUUCUUGAAGAGCUGCAAGUAUUCAAGAUGCCAGUUCCUAUUAUUUCUAUGGAAAUCUCUUCAAAAAGACAACAGCUCUAUGUUGGCUCCGAGUCAGUCAUAGCACAGGUGAAGUUCCACCAGUGUGACAUGUAUGGCACGGCCUGCGCUGACUGCUGCCUCGCCCGGGAUCCCUACUGCGCCUGGGAUGGGAUCUCCUGCUCCCGCUACUAUCCCACAGGAGUGCAGGCAAAGAGACGUUUCCGCAGACAAGAUGUUCGCCAUGGAAAUGCAGCGCAGCAGUGCUUUGGCCAGCAGUUCAUUGGUGAAGUACUGGAGAAGACUGAGGAGCGACUUGUUUAUGGGAUAGAGUACAACAGCACCCUUUUGGAGUGCACCCCUAGGACCUUACAAGCAAAAGUAAUCUGGCUUGUCCAGAGAGCACAUGAAACUAAGAAGGAGGAGGUGAAGACAGAUGAUAGAAUAAUCAAAAUGGACCUUGGACUUUUAUUCCUGAAGCUCCAUCGUCUGGAUGCAGGGACUUACUUUUGCCAGACAGUGGAACACAGCAUUGUUCACACUGUCAGGAAAAUCACCCUGGAAAUAGUUGAGGAAGAACGUGUAGAUGAAAUGUUUAAUAAAGACUAUGAGGAGGAGAUGCCUCACAAAAUGCCAUGCCCAAUGCAGAGCAGUAUACCUCAGGCACCAAAGCCAUGGUACAAGGAAUUUCUUCAGCUAAUAGGUUACAGCAACUUCCAGAGGGUGGAAGAAUACUGUGAAAAAGUGUGGUGUACUGAUAAGAAGAGAAAAAAGCUGAAAAUGUCUCCAUCCAAGUGGAAAUAUGCCAACCCUCAGGAGAAGAAGGCAAGGAUCAGACCAGAGCAUUACCGGUUGCCCAGGAACAUAGCUGACUCUUGAUGGACAAAAUCCAUCCACUGUUUCUGAGCAAAAGGACUUAGUCAAGAGGGAGAAAUCAGUCUUGAUUUGAGUAAAUUACACAGGUUUAUAUAUAUAAAAUAUUGGGACUGAAAAAAAAAAUGCUAUGGUAAGUUAUACUGUACACAUGAUGACUGUUUAGAAGCAUUUUAAAGAAAAUCUUCUCGGCUGUUUGGUUCUAAGUCAAUGCAUUAGGGAGGACGUGACAAUCUUCAGAUUUUGAGUGCUUGAAUCAGUCUCCUGUGUGGACUGUGCUUGUGCUGUAUAUUGUUGCACAUGAUGGCAUAUUUAACAAAUUUGAAUAGCUAAGCAUUCACAAAUGAAUGAAAAGUAUAACACAUUUCUUUGUUUCACAAAUUUCUCAUGCUUCUAAAAGUGGCACGUCUUAAGAUCUUUCCUUUUGAUUGUGACCUGUCUGAGUUUAUCACUGAGAACAAUGAGUUAUGUUAAUACAGUGUACUGCUAUUUCUAAAGGUAAUGAAGGGAAAUCCUAUUUACUUCCCACCAUUUUUUUUUUCGUAUCAAUCAUUUAUGGAGUGCAAUGUGGUCUCACAGCUAAAUAAUAUUGCCUAGUAACUUGAUGCAAGUCAAAUGCAUGCUGAGAACACAGGCAGAAUGAAAUUCAUCAAUUUAUCUACACAAGAAGUUGAAAUAAUGGUUUAGAUAGAAAACGAGUCCAUCUUGUGUCUAGUACCUUGCAUUAGUGAUGACACGAAUUAAGGGAUCGCCCUCUUGUGGCGAAAAAAAGGCAAAACCUGAUACUAAAACUCAUUUUCUGAAGAAAUGUGUAUAAGCAGAAAAGUAUUACCGAGAUCCACAGCUGGUUUGUUUUCAGCAGACACUUUUAGUCUCCAUGUGCUAAGCUCACAGAUUUAGAAGGCAGUGUUGGAAUUCAUUUAUACUGGAAAGGCAGCGUUUAAAGUAAGUGACGCUUUAUGCUGUUAACAUGCUUUUGGAGUAAAACGCAGUCAUUAAAAUUUGGGAUGUAGAUUAAAAAUAAGAAUAGCAUUAUGAAGCUGUGUUUCUACAGUUUCAGGACCUAUUCCAGGUAAAUCUUUUUCUGAUAUGUGAUCUCUGGUCUACAGGGUUGCUUUGCUUUGCUGCUCUUGUGAGUGAUACCAGGGGAUACCAGGAGAGAUCAAAAGAACUAAGUUGCUUACAACCUAGGCCUUUCAAGAUUUACUAUAAAGAAA